This is a messenger RNA of Cotesia congregata, 759 nucleotides long. NCBI's taxonomy places the organism in Eukaryota, Metazoa, Arthropoda, Insecta, Hymenoptera, Braconidae. The record is from the annotation of a GenBank genome assembly.
AUGUCCACCAAUUGGGUCUUUUGGGCGCUAGUCACAUCAAUGGCAAUGUUAAUAGAAGUUUCUAAAGGCUGUAGUGUUAUAACGUCUCGUCCAAUUGAAAAGAUCCUCGACGAUAACAAAGACUCACCAUGGCUAGUGCUAGUUACUGAUCAACCAACACUACAAUUAGAAGACAUCAAAGCACUAACUUAUGGAGCUAUCAUCCAUCCGAAGCUUGUGGUGACACCAGCAGCCUUAAUAGCCAGCGACUGGGCAAUCUUGAGAUUGUUCGAACCUCUGAAAUUUACUGAUACGGUCGAUGCCAUCAAGCUGGCGGCUCCUGAUGAUGAGUGGGACCCAGAAGAUUGCAUCAUUCAUCAUAUGACUCCUGUUGUAUCGUUCUACGCCGGCGAUAACAUGGGCCCUGAAAAAGGAGGAUUCCGACAUAAUGAAUUCAGAUUCUCGAUAAAUCCUGAUUAUUUUGGAUUUUAUUACUUGUCAAAAGUAUAUAUGACCAUCGAAUUUGACAGCGUUUUUGGGAAUUAUACUGGACAUGAAGAUGAAUUUACGAAGACAAGGCGAGUGGGAAGCUCUAUUGCUUGCUGGAUGAGAGAUGAGUCAGAUGUUGUGCUAAUCGGUUUUUCCACCAUGGUCUAUAAAAUUCCUCACAAAUGGGACGCUGCUCGGAAUGAAGUGGAAUUAAUUGAAGGAACGGUGUUUGACUUUACGCAUGACCUUGAUGACUUCAACAAACCUGGCUACUUGGACAUAAUUAUCUGA